AGAGAGUGACAGAUGGCGGCGGGUCCCGGGGGAGCCGGCUCUCCCCCAAUGCAGACGCAUGCCAAUCACCGUCUCUCAUGUGAUAGCUGCUGCCCGUGACGUGCCAAGCCCAUAUGGCCUGGCAUAGAGGCUGGUACCCCGCCUGGUAGAGAUGCCACACUCGCUCCGCGGUUCGCAUGGCGCUCUGAAGACGCCGGCGCCUGCCGCCUUGAGGAGCCGCUGCCCCCGCUCCCUGAAGAUGGGGGAACAAUGAAAUAAGCAAGAAGAUUCCUCUUCUCCCCCCUCUCUCUCUUGCCCCCCUCCCCCCCCUCCCCUCCCCUCUCCCCUUGACUCCUCUCCGAGGCACCAUGCUGACCCGCCUGUUCAGCGAGCCCGGUCUCCUCUCGGAUGUGCCCAAGUUCGCCAGCUGGGGCGACGGCGACGACGACGAGCCGAGAAGCGACAAGGGCGAGGCGCCGCCGCCACCUCCGCCUCCGCCGGGGCCCGGGGCUCCGGGGCCCGCCCGGGCCGCCAAGCCCGUCCCUCUCCGUGCUGACGAGGUGCCGGAGGCCGCGCUGGCCGAGGUCAAGGAGGAAGGCGAGCUGGGGGGCGAGGAGGAGGAGGAAGAGGAGGAAGAGGAAGGGCUGGACGAGGCAGAGGGCGAGCGGCCCAAGAAGCGCGGGCCCAAGAAGCGCAAGAUGACCAAGGCGCGCCUGGAGCGCUCCAAGCUGCGGCGGCAGAAGGCGAACGCUCGGGAGCGCAACCGCAUGCACGACCUGAACGCGGCGCUGGACAACCUGCGGAAGGUGGUGCCCUGCUACUCCAAGACGCAGAAGCUGUCCAAGAUCGAGACGCUGCGCCUCGCCAAGAACUACAUCUGGGCGCUCUCUGAGAUUCUGCGCUCGGGCAAGCGACCCGACCUGGUGUCCUACGUGCAGACGCUGUGCAAGGGCCUGUCGCAGCCCACCACCAACCUGGUGGCCGGCUGCCUGCAGCUCAACUCGCGCAACUUCCUCACUGAGCAGGGCGCCGACGGCACGGGCCGCUUCCACGGCUCCGGCGGCCCAUUCGCCAUGCACCCCUACCCGUACCCGUGCUCGCGCCUGGCGGGCGCACAGUGCCAGGCGGCGGGCGGCCUGGGCAGCGGCGCGGCGCACGCCCUGCGGACCCACGGCUACUGCGCCGCCUACGAGACGCUGUACGCGGCGGCUGGCGGCGGCGGUGCGAGCCCGGACUACAACAGCUCCGAGUACGAGGGCCCGCUCAGCCCCCCGCUCUGUCUCAAUGGCAACUUCUCGCUCAAGCAGGACUCGUCGCCCGACCACGAGAAGAGCUACCAUUACUCUAUGCACUACUCGGCGCUGCCCGGCUCGCGGCCCACGGGCCACGGGCUGGUCUUCGGCUCGUCGGCUGUGCGCGGGGGCGUCCACUCGGAGAAUCUCUUGUCUUACGAUAUGCACCUUCACCACGACCGGGGCCCCGUGUACGAGGAGCUCAAUGCGUUUUUCCAUAACUGAGACCUCGCGCCCGCCCCUUUCUUUUUCUUUUGCCUUUGCCCGCACCCCUGCCCCUAGGCCCCUCGAGCGCAGGGGCACCCCACCUACUCCGGCGCGGGGCGCGGGGAGCGGGCUGCCAGUCGUGCCGCUCUCCUAGGCAGCGCGGUCCCCUUACCUGUGGGUGGCCCGUCCCAGGGGCCUCGCUUCCCCCAGGGGACUGCCUUCUCUCUCCCCAAGGGGUUCCCUCCUCCUCUUUCCCAGGAAGUACUUCUACAAGGACCCCUCUUUGGGCACUCCCUGGAGAUCCCCCCACCACCACCAAUUCCCAAUCCCUGCACUUAGGUUUUCUCUUCCCCUUUCCCCCUGCAGGCCCAAAGGCUUUGGUAAGGGGGCAGCUGAGCUGUGGGAUACUGUUCUUCCCCUAUUAUUAUUAUUAUUACUAGAACAGACACCGAGCUGCCGGGCGCCCCCUCUUUCUUGAAGAGGGCAGAAGUCAGGGCACGGAGCCUGGACCUGGAAGCCCUCAUCAUCCCCAACCCCUAGUCUAAGCGUUUUGUGAUUUUAAUUUUGGCGGGAGGGAAUGUGGAUUGAAGGAAAGAGAGAGGCCAAGACAAUUUGUAACUAGAAUCCAUUUUUCCCU
Messenger RNA from Orcinus orca (killer whale), 2115 nucleotides. It is a transcript of the gene NEUROD2, whose product is annotated as neuronal differentiation 2. The transcript is spliced from 2 exons. Gene Ontology annotation, molecular function: protein dimerization activity. Bases 348 to 1496 code for a protein of 382 amino acids. NCBI's taxonomy places the organism in Eukaryota, Metazoa, Chordata, Mammalia, Artiodactyla, Delphinidae. Gene Ontology annotation, biological process: regulation of DNA-templated transcription; nervous system development. The record is from RefSeq and is a predicted model, not a curated record.